Molecule: messenger RNA, 2921 nt
Organism: Chinchilla lanigera (long-tailed chinchilla)
Lineage: Eukaryota; Metazoa; Chordata; Mammalia; Rodentia; Chinchillidae
Gene: Sele
Product: selectin E
Exons: 12
Coding region: 1-1671 (556 amino acids)
Biological process (GO): leukocyte tethering or rolling; response to cytokine; heterophilic cell-cell adhesion
Cellular component (GO): membrane; external side of plasma membrane
Molecular function (GO): sialic acid binding; oligosaccharide binding
Source: RefSeq, a predicted model, not a curated record
AUGGCCGCUGAGGACCAGAAUGUUCUUCCAUGUGUGAGGAUGUCCCAUGCAUUGCAGGGUGUGCUUCUCAUUAGAGACAGCAGAGGCUGGUCUUACAACGCGUCUACAGAAACCAUGACUUACGAGGAGGCCAGGUUGUACUGUCAGCAGAAGUACACCCACCUGGUGGCAAUUCAGAACAAAGAAGAGAUCGAGUACCUCAACUCCAUCCUGAGCUACUCAAAAAGCUAUUAUUGGAUCGGAAUCAGAAAAAUCAAUAAUGUAUGGGUCUGGGAAGGGACGCAGAAGCCUCUGACUGAUGAAGCUAAGAACUGGGCUCCCGGGGAACCAAACAAUAAGCAAAAUGAUGAGGACUGUGUGGAGAUCUACAUCAAGAGAGACAAGGACACGGGCAUGUGGAAUGAUGAGCCCUGUAGCAAGAAGAAGCUUGCUUUGUGCUACACAGCUUCCUGCACUGAUCAAUCCUGCAGUGGCCAUGGUGAAUGUAUAGAGACCAUUGAAAACUACAACUGCAAGUGCCACCCUGGCUUCCAUGGACUCAGGUGUGAGCAAGUUGUAACAUGUAAAGCAUGGGAAAACCCUGAACAUGGAAGCCUGGUUUGCACCCACCCUUUGGGGACCUUCAGCUACAACUCCUCUUGCUCUGUGAGCUGUGAUAGGGGCUACCUGCCAAGCGGCAAGCAGAACACACAGUGCAUUUCAUCUGGAGAAUGGAGUGGUCUCGUGCCAGCCUGUGAGGUGGUUGAGUGUGAGGCUUUGACUAAACCUGCCAAUGGUGUCAUACAAUGUUUCCAAAGCCCUGAAAGAUUUCCAUGGAACACAACUUGUGUAUUUGAGUGUGAGCAAGGAUUUGAACUAAUAGGAACUGCAAACGUGCAGUGUACGUCCUCCGGGAUCUGGGACAAUGAGAAGCCAACCUGUCAAGCUUUGACAUGCGAUGCCAUCCACCAGCCUCAGAAUGGUUUCAUGAACUGUAGCGACUCUUCUUCUGGAAGGUUUGCCUUCAAGUCAUCCUGCAGCUUCACCUGCGAGGAGGGCUUCAUGCUGCAGGGGCCGCCGCAGAUAGAAUGCACUGCGCAAGGGCAGUGGACACAGCCAACUCCACAGUGUGAAGCUGUGACCUGUGAUGCUGUUCAUCAGCCCCUGAAUAGCAUGAUGAAAUGUACUCCUUCCCCUACUGGGAAAUUCACCUACAAGUCCUCUUGUACCUUCCACUGCAAGGAAGGCUUUGACUUACAUGGAUCAACUGAACUUGAGUGCACCUCUCAGGGACAGUGGACACAAGCAGUCCCAUCCUGUCAAGCGGCACACUGUUCAAGCCUGGAAAUUCCAGCACAUAUCAACAUGACCUGCAGUGGGGAGCCUGUGUUUGGCACUGGGUGCAAGUUUGCAUGUCCUGAAGGAUGGACACUCAAUGGCUCUGCAGUUCUGACAUGUGGUGCCACAGGACAAUGGCUUGGAAUGCUGCCUACCUGUGAAGCUCCCACAGCAUCCAACAUUUCCUUGGCAGUUCAACUUUCUGCUGCAGGAGCCUCCCUCCUGACACUGGGAUCAUUUCUCCUCUGGCUUUUGAAAAACUUUCGGAAGAAAGUAAAACCAUUUGUUCCUUACAGUUCCUGUUACAGCCUUCAAGCACACAGAAAUCACCAGAUCCCUGCUGACAUCAUUUAAGUCUGAAAGAAACAGGGAUCCAAACACUGAAGACAGCAGAGGCCGAGAACUGCUCAGAUCCUUGGCCUUUCCUGCCUAUCAUACCUGCCACUUCCACUGCUGGGACUGUGACUUCAAUGGAUCAAAAUUCAAUGGCAAGAGAGAUCUUCCGCCAAAAGGACUCAAUGUUUGCUUUGCUGUUCUUGGGAUCAGAAAGUGGUGCUUAGUGAAAGUAAAUAACAUUGUCUUCAAAGCAAAAUGAAGAGCCCAAGGCUCUGGAAUCUCCGAAUUCCUUUUCUAGUUCUCUUUCAUCACUCUGAAACGUUGGUGGAGAAGGAAUGUUUCUUUCUUUUGUUCUUCACCAUGUUUCAACUAAUUGGAUAGUUAAUUGGAUAGUUACUGUCAUGGGGAUGAACAGGAAUUAUCUAGACUCCAGAGAGAAUGAACUGGCCAAAUAUAUUUUAUUUCUAACUUUUAAGAGCCCCCAAACUUUAAUGCCCAGUGGUGAAUGCACUAAUAUUAUUAGUGCACAGUGCAAACCCUGUGUAAAGCUUUGCGUGAGGGUUACUAAGCCCAGUGUUCAUCGUUUUAUCCUGUGGGAUUCUAUGGGAGUCUAUGCUUUUUAAAAUUGUUCUUAGACAUUGUAUUCUUUUUUACUUACAUUGAAUACAACAUAAUCUUCCAUAGCUAUUAACUCAGUACUGUGGACUUGGUUACUUAUCUUAAUCACCAUCUCUUUGUUUAUUAAAAAAAUGUAAUGUUAGAUCUGCAGUAAAUGUAUUUUUAAAAGGAACAAAUGUUCACCAGUGUGAAGUUCUGAGUGUUUUACAUGUGUUAUUUUUACAACAUGGUACUAUCAGGUGUAUAAUUCUUGUAUAUUAUAUAAGAUUUUAAAUCCAUGGUAAGAACUCACUAUUUAAAACAUCCACCUAGAGCAUUUUCAAAAAGUGAAGAUGUCUAAUAGUCAUUCCCUAGUAGUUUUAUUCUGUGUGUUUUGGUAUUCUGAAAGAGGGGAAUGCUUGGGUGAAUAUUUAUGUUUAUUUAUAAGCAGAGCUUAAAAUUCUUAAGGAAUUUCCAGUUAUAAGUGGCAAUGAGAAUUCUCGGUCAGUAAGUGCCACAGCUGUCCACAUUAAAGCUGUCCUCAACUUCCAUUAACUUAACAUGUUGGAAAAGUUUCAGAAAGUGCAUAGGGGUGAGGGUGUGGGGGAACUAACACGAUCAGACUAUAUACAGAAUGAAUUAUUAUUUUCUCUAAGAUUUUUCAAAUACAA